CAAGCCAACCUUCUUCUGUCAUUAAAAGAACUCCUGACCCGGAAAAGCAUACAAAGCUUGGAUAUUCACUGGAAUUGCCAUUCAGCAAGCACAAACUCUGAGACCCGGCAUGGAAUACCAUCAAAGGCUUUCUAAUCGUCAGAAAGAAGGCCAACCACGUGCGUAUUGGUCAUGUUUUCUAAUGAAUCGCCUUGUGUCCCAAUGCUGCUGGAGGCCUCAGAUGAUUGACGGCGAGACCGUCCGUGUCAAUUUCCUUCUCCGGAGAAUAUAUUCAUCUUCGACGAAGCAUUCAACGGGCCGAGUUUAAAGGCACUAACAGUCCCUUAUAAUAUUUCUCAUCACGGGAUAACACCAUAUUGUUUUUUUUUUGCAGUUCUUGAUCUAUGGGCACGGGUACUUAUGCGCAAGUAAAGGGAGAUUUUCGAGAAAAUAUCCAUCGCUCCAGCGAUGUGGAAGGCCGUCUCAGUCAGCUGGAGCAGAAAAUCGAAAGUUAUAUGGCUCGCUGCCUCCUGCCAUGCAGUGGACCAGACAAAACAGAACAAUAUUCCGACCCGAGAAUCAAGAAGCGCUAUUUGUCAAUUUGCACUUCCUGCUUUGUCAUGCGAGAUGUGUGAUGUAUCAAGAGUACAUUCCG
Molecule: messenger RNA, 634 nt
Organism: Cladophialophora psammophila CBS 110553
Lineage: Eukaryota; Fungi; Ascomycota; Eurotiomycetes; Chaetothyriales; Herpotrichiellaceae
Exons: 1
Coding region: 384-614 (76 amino acids)
Source: RefSeq, a predicted model, not a curated record